This is a messenger RNA of Parnassius apollo (apollo), 336 nucleotides long. Lineage: Eukaryota; Metazoa; Arthropoda; Insecta; Lepidoptera; Papilionidae. The record is from the annotation of a GenBank genome assembly.
AUGGAUAGGGUUAAUUUGAUAACGAACAAGGUUUUACAAUUAGAGGAACACUACUUAUCGAGCAUCAAUAAGGCUUGCGAACCAACGCCAAUAUUCAAAAUCUUGAAAACUAGCGGUACUCAAACCAGUUCAACCCUUGAAAAGAUACCCACUACACAAAAUAAGCCUCCGAAGCGGAAACCUCAAUCUCAACCUCAACCAAAUAUCGAACAUCUCGGAACUGAUAAGGAUCAGUCUGUGUUUACUAUCCCCAGCACAAAUAAAGUCUCAUCUGUGGCUCCUGUUCUCAGUGCUCAAAAGAUGAUGCAUGAAGAAUAUUCCGAGUCUUCCGUCUAA